Molecule: messenger RNA, 255 nt
Organism: Linum tenue
Lineage: Eukaryota; Viridiplantae; Streptophyta; Magnoliopsida; Malpighiales; Linaceae
Source: the annotation of a GenBank genome assembly
AUGUUGGGCCGUGAUGAUGAAGUUCGCUGCAUUGCCGAAGUUAAUGUCAACAAGUUCGAAUCUUGGGAGCUACCAAAGGUCGAUACAGAGGAGGCAGUUUGUUAUUUCUUGGCUGCUCCAGAUUACAAGUAUGGGAACAGAAAGCGAGCUAAAAGGACUACCAAGGCCGACUACAGAAAACCAGCCAACAAGGAAAGGUUGGUUCGGGCUGAAAGCACCGGGGAGGAAGCUCAAAGGAGUAAAAUGGGGAUUUAA